Prunus persica (peach) is the source of this 1445-nucleotide messenger RNA. RefSeq names its product ras-related protein Rab7. Bases 631 to 1254 code for a protein of 207 amino acids. NCBI's taxonomy places the organism in Eukaryota, Viridiplantae, Streptophyta, Magnoliopsida, Rosales, Rosaceae. Gene Ontology annotation, cellular component: vacuolar membrane. Gene Ontology annotation, molecular function: GTPase activity; GTP binding. The transcript is spliced from 7 exons. The record is from RefSeq and is a predicted model, not a curated record.
UUCAAAAUCCAAAGUCCAAAUUGACGGUGGGCAGGGCAGAAUGCAAAUUUGAAGAAUUUUAAUAUAUAUAUAAAAAUUUAAUUAAAAAUGCAGCAACGGCCAGUCAAUUUUGCAAAUUGAAACCCGGACCUGCCAAUUAAAAUCAAACAGGGCACACAAAAUGUUGAGGCAAGCACGACUGGCACGUAAGCAAAUAGUCAACUAAACCACUUUAAUUUUCAAGUCCAAUACCUUACGAAAUAUUUAAAAAAAUAUAUAAAAUAAAAAAUAAAAAAUAAAAAAGGAGCUCAGCUGGCGGGUAACGUUGGUUUUGGUUGGCAAAGUUCACAUGGCUCUCACUUUGUAUAAUUCAAACACACCACAAGCAAAAAAGAAAAAGAAAAAAAGAAUCCCAAGAUAAAAGUUGAGCACGAAGAAAGAAGGAGAAUCAGGAACCACUUGGAAAAGUUGGCCUGCCCUUUUCUUCAUCAACCGUGAUCUCUCUUUUCCCAAACUUUCCCAACACUAUUGGAUUGGAUAUUCAAAGGAAGCAGAGAGCUAAAGUUUGGAGCUUCAAAAAAAAAACCCUUUUCUUUCUUUGUCUUCUUUGUAUAUUACAGAGAGCUACAGUGGUCCAAUCUUCAAUCUUCAAUGGAUAUUUCUAUGAAAAGAAGAACUCUGCUUAAGGUCAUUGUCCUUGGAGAUAGUGGGGUGGGAAAGACGUCUUUGAUGAAUCAAUAUGUGUACAAGAAGUUCCAUCGACAGUAUAAAGCUACGAUCGGUGCUGAUUUCGUCACGAAGGAACUUCAGAUUGAUGACAAGUUGGUGACUUUGCAAGUUUGGGACACAGCGGGGCAAGAAAGAUUUCAUAGUCUUGGAGCUGCGUUUUAUAGGGGAGCCGAUUGCUGUGUUCUUGUGUAUGAUGUAAAUGUGAGCAAAUCAUUUGAAACACUUCAGAACUGGCAUGAAGAGUUUCUCAAACAGGCUGAUCCGACUGACCCCGAGGCAUUUCCCUUCGUAUUACUUGGAAACAAAAUCGAUGUAGAUGGUGGAAACAGCCGAGCGGUUUCUGAGAAGAAGGCUAGAGAGUGGUGUGCUUCAAAGGGAAACAUACCCUACUUUGAGACCUCUGCGAAAGAGGAUUAUAAUGUCGACGAAGCGUUUCUAUGCAUUGCGAAAACAGGAAUGAUCAAUGAACAUGAACAAGACAUUUACUUCCAAGGUAUUUCAGAAACUGUUUCAGAAGCAGAGCAAAGAGGAAGAUGUGCAUGCUAAGGAUGGGAUAUGUAUAUCCCUACUAAUUUCAAUAUGAAUAUGUAAAUUCUUUCAUAAUAUUUUUUUUUCAUUCUUUUGAGGGUGGAAGAAAGUGUGUUAUAUAUUUACCAUUUUCAUGUGUUGUACCAUUCAUCAUAUACCAUUGUAAGUUGUCUACUUUUUUAGCUCUUGAAAGCAAGUGAUUUAACCAU